AUGACGGAGACCAUCCCCAUGGACUCGCUGGACGAACAUCCGUCCGCAGUGCCGCAGGGAGCCACACUCUUACGCAGACAUGCCGUGGCUUUUUUCAUUUUGGGCCUACUGAACAAUAUGAUGUAUGUCGUCAUUUUGACGGCCGCCUUGGAGAUACUUCCCUCUCAUGUCCCCACUGGCAUUCUUGCGUUUGUAAAUAUUGCACCUGCCGUCGUAUCCAAAGCCUUGUUUCCAUACUAUUUCAAGGGAGAAAUCUGGUACGGAUGGCGCGUAUGGGCAUGCACGCUGGGAUCGUUUUGCGGUAUGAUGUGCAUUGCUUUUUUCCCUGGCCUCUUUUUACGCCUGGUAGGUAUUGGUAUCGCUAGUUUUGCCAGUGGCCUAGGCGAAAUCACAUUCCUGCAAUACGCAACACGUUACCCUCAUCAGGUCACCACGUACUGCAUCGGAUGGUUUGCGAGCGGUACAGGCGCUGCGGGUUUGAUUGGUGCCUCGGCUUGGUGGAUCGUUCGUCCCUUGGGCGUGCGUGGCGGCCUUGGACUAUUGUCGUUAUUGUCUUUUGGAACAGCGCUGUCGUUCUUCGUUAUUCUUCCUUUGCCAUCCAUCAUGUCGCGCUCGACGGAUGAAACCACAGAAGCUCUCAUGCAGGAUUCUGAUCGCGAACCUGAACGCAACCUUUCUCUUUCUUUUUCUGACAAGGUACAGCUGCUCAAGCCCAUGCUCAUUCCUUAUAUUAUGCCUCUUAUCUGUGUGUACUUUGCUGAAUAUACCAUCAACCAGGGCGUCGCACCAACUUUGCUUUUCACUGUGCCUGAUUCCAAGCAGCACAAACUUCUUUCUAUGAUCAUUCACUCGCUCCGCGAUUAUUACCCCCUAUAUCAACUUGUAUACCAGGCAUUUGUAUUCAUCUCUCGCUCGUACACGUCUAUCCUCCCUCUACCUCCUAUUCCCAAAGCCUGGCUCUGGUCGCCUGCCAUCCUUCAGGUGUGUCUUCUCGUGCUUCUUUCAUCGGAAAGUAUCUACGAUUGGUUCAAAGCCUCAAUUGCACGGUCCCUUGUGAUUGUACUGGUUGCUGUAGAGGGACUGGCUGGCGGCUCCUCUUACGUGUCUGUCAUGUCGCACAUUGGAGGCUCUGAUCGGGCUCACACGAUGCCCCAAGAAUAUUCGGCACGGACUAUACAAGAAUACGAAUUUAAAAUCGGCUCCGUGAGUCUUGGCGAUUCAUUGGGUAUCGUGCUUGCGACUCUUGUAUCCAUACCUCUGCAAGUAUCCUUGUGCCACAUGCAAGUAGGACGAGGUCGUGAUCUGUGCACGCGCGUCUAA
Molecule: messenger RNA, 1320 nt
Organism: Malassezia restricta
Lineage: Eukaryota; Fungi; Basidiomycota; Malasseziomycetes; Malasseziales; Malasseziaceae
Product: protein BTN
Exons: 1
Coding region: 1-1320 (439 amino acids)
Biological process (GO): regulation of intracellular pH
Cellular component (GO): vacuole; membrane
Source: RefSeq, a predicted model, not a curated record